UGGACGUUUCUACUCUGCUCCUGCUUCUCUCUCUUCCACCAAUUACCCCAACUCUCUCUCUAUACAAAUGUAAACAUGCACUGUUGUGUGUAUUUUUUGAUCUCGAGUAUUGUGGAAUCUUGAACAUUGGAGAUGGCUCUUGAUCUGGAAUCUCUAUCAGAGGCAACUUCAGGGGCUAUAGGAUCCCUAUUGAGCACCACCAUCUUGUACCCACUUGACACCUGUAAGACCAAGUACCAAGCCGAGGUUCGGACCCAUGGCCAGCAAAAAUACAGGAACCUAUUGGAUGUCUUAAGGGAAGCAAUAUCUACCCAUCAGGUACUUUCACUGUACCAGGGCCUAGGAACAAAAAACCUGCAAUCCUUCAUUGCACAGUUUGUCUACUUUUAUGGGUACAGCUACUUCAAAAGACUAUAUUUGGUAAGGAGUGGUGCCAAAAGAAUUGGAACGACAGCAAACUUAGUUCUUGCUGCUGCAGCUGGAGCUUGUACUGCCAUUGUAACGCAGCCCCUGGAUACAGCUUCCUCUAGGAUGCAGACAAGCGCCUUUGGUAAAUCCAAAGGGCUUUGGAAGACCCUUGCGGAGUGCACUUGGAGUGAUGCAUUUGAUGGCCUUGGCAUCUCUCUUCUGCUGACCUCAAACCCUGCAAUUCAGUAUACAGUAUUCGAUCAGUUGAAACAAAGACUCUUGAAGGGAAAACACAAUAUAGCCAGGAAUGAUUCGUCCCAAGAAACCCUUUCUGCCUUCUCGGCCUUUUUGUUAGGUGCAAUUUCAAAGAGUAUUGCGACAUUUCUGACAUACCCCGCAAUAAGGUGUAAGGUCAUGAUCCAAGCUGUGGACUCAAAUGAUGAUGGAACUAAGAAAGCUCAGCAAAAAUCCAGAAAAACAGUUCCUGGAGUUAUCUAUGCUAUAUGGAAAAGUGAAGGAGUACCUGGCUUUUUCAAGGGUUUGCAUGCUCAGAUCUUGAAGACUGUUCUGAGCUCAGCACUACUUUUGAUGAUUAAGGAGAAAAUCUCUGCAACUACUUGGGUUCUUAUACUUGCAACCAGAAGGUAUCUAUUGCUCACAAGGGGGAGACAAAAAAGUACUUGAUGUGGGGCUCUUCUAAGUUAGAGAGCAAUUACGUAUGCAUCAGACAUGAAAGAUGCCAAUCCUCUGCAGAGCCGUAUUUCGAGUGAUAGAAAUAAUGCAGUACGGGAAUAUUUUUCUGCAUCAUGUACUGAUUGAAUGUUUACAUUUACGAGUAUUUUCGGGUAUCUUUCUCAGAUCAAAUAUGAGAGCCUCAGACUUUAAUU
Molecule: messenger RNA, 1295 nt
Organism: Juglans microcarpa x Juglans regia
Lineage: Eukaryota; Viridiplantae; Streptophyta; Magnoliopsida; Fagales; Juglandaceae
Product: peroxisomal adenine nucleotide carrier 1-like
Exons: 6
Coding region: 133-1092 (319 amino acids)
Biological process (GO): peroxisome organization; fatty acid beta-oxidation; transmembrane transport
Cellular component (GO): peroxisomal membrane
Molecular function (GO): ATP transmembrane transporter activity; ADP transmembrane transporter activity
Source: RefSeq, a predicted model, not a curated record